AUGAGACUCCUCAGGGAAAGACAGGAAUUCAAGCCGGUCAGAGCUCCAGCGACACACAGUGCAACUUGGGAGGAAACAGAGGCAUCACAAAAGGCCCCAACACAGGCGGCUCGGAUCACCAACGACUCGCAACACGCACGGACCAAGGCUCCCUCAGAGAAGAACCCCUAUAUGCAGGCCGGCAGGGCGGGUGACUCUUGCGUACAGCCGGUCUCAUCGUGGCGGACACAAAAGGCUUGUGCAAGCCGACGCAAGGAGCCAAAGGGACAAGCCUGGAGACUCAAGCUCUCCUACAAGUCAAACUGGACUUAG
Molecule: messenger RNA, 312 nt
Organism: Pelobates cultripes (western spadefoot toad)
Lineage: Eukaryota; Metazoa; Chordata; Amphibia; Anura; Pelobatidae
Source: the annotation of a GenBank genome assembly